Solanum tuberosum (potato) is the source of this 456-nucleotide messenger RNA. RefSeq names its product pyrophosphate-energized vacuolar membrane proton pump-like. Bases 1 to 456 code for a protein of 151 amino acids. The record is from RefSeq and is a predicted model, not a curated record. Gene Ontology annotation, biological process: proton transmembrane transport. The transcript is spliced from 2 exons. Gene Ontology annotation, cellular component: membrane. Gene Ontology annotation, molecular function: diphosphate hydrolysis-driven proton transmembrane transporter activity; inorganic diphosphate phosphatase activity. NCBI's taxonomy places the organism in Eukaryota, Viridiplantae, Streptophyta, Magnoliopsida, Solanales, Solanaceae.
AUGUCUACUAUUGCAAAAUCUUACAGUCCAGUACAAGAAGUGGCAGAUUCUUGCAAGACUGGUGCUGCGACAAAUGUAAUAUUUGGAUUGGCUCUUGGAUAUAAAUCUGUUAUCAUUCCCAUAUUUUCCAUUGCUGCUUCUAUAUACGUGAGCUUCAGCUUAGCUGAUAUGUAUGGCAUUGCAGAUGCUGCUCUGGGAAUGCUUAGCACUAUAGCCACUGGGCUCGCAAUAGAUGUUUAUGGCCCUAUCAGCGACAAUGUUGGUGGUAUUGCAGAGAUGGCUGGAAUGAGCCAUAACAUUCGUGAAAAGAUUGAUGCUCUUGAUGCUGCUGGGAACACAACAUCUGCAAUUGGCAAGAUUUUGAAGAUUGAAGUUACAAGUCAAGAUGCAAGUUUAGAAGAUGCAAAAGACUAUUAUUAUUUUGCUAUGGAAGUUAUGCAAAACUUCAUAUCAUAG